Molecule: messenger RNA, 6539 nt
Organism: Amphiprion ocellaris (clown anemonefish)
Lineage: Eukaryota; Metazoa; Chordata; Actinopteri; Pomacentridae
Product: receptor-type tyrosine-protein phosphatase mu-like
Exons: 40
Coding region: 228-4733 (1501 amino acids)
Biological process (GO): protein dephosphorylation
Cellular component (GO): membrane
Molecular function (GO): protein binding; protein tyrosine phosphatase activity
Source: RefSeq, a predicted model, not a curated record
AGCGGUCGGUAAACGGUCGGGGUUUCUGAAGAAACAAACCGGAGACUCACUAAUCGGGGCUCAAGCCGCGCGCUCUCCGGUUUACCUGUCGGUGCGGUCGGUCACCUGUCAGUGUGUAGGAGCGGCGGGCAGCGGGAGGAGAAGCAGCGGGAGAACCGGAGCAGAACCGGACAGAACCUGGAGAAGAAAGAGUUGGAGAGUUUCAGGUCUCCGCUCCGCAGCUGAACAUGGACGGAAGUUUGCUGCUGCCGCUCGCGCUGCUCCUACUGGGACCGACGGGCGCGCGGACCGACACCUUCAAAGCCUGCCUGUCAGGUCCCGACUGUGUUCUGGUUCAGUCCAGAGACGAUGACUUCGACUGGGAACAGAGUGACACCAGAGACAGAAUGUCCAGCAGCCCCUGGAUCCCUGCAGCUUCUGAAUGUUACGGUUCCUCCUUUCUGUUCGUGAACACGUCGGGUCGGUACAGUGGUCAGCGCGCUCAGCUGCUGCUGCCGCCGCUGAAAGAGAACGACACGCACUGCGUCAGCUUCCUGUUCUACCAGGCAGGAGGCCGAGAGGGCGUCACCCCGGCAACGCUCAACGUCUACGUCAUAGAGAACAACAGUCUUCUGAGAGUUCCAGUGUUCAACUCAUCAGGCCCCGCCUACCACAUCUGGAAUGGGGUGGAGCUUGCUGUGUCCACCUUCUGGCCCAAUCACUACCAGGUGGUGUUUGAGGCCAUCAGCACCGGACAGAGAGGCAUCCUGGCCAUCAAGGACAUCACACUGCAGGGACACCAGUGCAUGAGCACGCCUCACUUCCUGCACAUCAAAGGUGUGGAGGUGAACGCAGGACAGACGGCCACAUUCCACUGCACCGUCAACGGACGACCCCAGAACAACCUGCUGCUCUACCUGCAGGGGAUUGGUGGUCGUCAGGCGGUCGCUAAGGAAACCAAACCGGUGAACUCCCGGCGCUACGUGGCGAGCUUUGAUGUGGAGAACACGACUAAAGGAGACUCUGGACGCUACCGCUGCAUCGCCCAAUCAGAGCGGGGCGUGGGCGUGUCCUCCUACGCUGACCUCACAGUCAAACAGCCCCCGGUACCAAUCGCCCCCCCUCAGCUGACCGCCGUCGGUGCCACCUACCUGUGGAUCCAACUGAACGCCAACUCCAUCAACGGAGAUGGACCCAUCAUCGAGAGAGAGGUGGAGUACCGUACCAUGGCAGGUAUGUUGAUCGACACCACACCUGUGGACAAGCCCACCCAUAAGAUUGGACACCUGGACCCCGACACCGAGUACGAGAUCAGCGUUCUGCUCACCAGGCCCCUGGAGGGCGGGACUGGAAACCCCGGACCACCGCUCAGAGCCCGGACCAAGUGUGCAGAUCCGAUGCACGGCCCGCAGCGCCUUGAGGUUGUCGACAUCCAGUCCAAACAGGUGACGGUCCGAUGGGAACCAUUCGGAUACAACGUGACCCGCUGCCACAGCUACAACCUCACGGUGCAGUACCGCUACCGGCCAGCAGGCGCCCUCAGCAGGGAGCCGCUGAAGGACGAGCUGCUGGAGGAGGAGGUGUUCGACACGCUGAGCUCCGUGCCACAGCACACCGUACGAAACCUUCCACCGUUCACCAACGUCAGCCUGAGACUCGUCCUCAGCAACUCUGAGGGCCACAAGGAGACCGAGGAGCUACUGGUGCUGACGGACGAGGACGUUCCGGGUGCGGUUCCUGUGGAGUCCAUCGUGGGCAGCAGCUACGAGCAGCAGAUCAGUCUGAGCUGGAGGGAACCUCUGCAGACCUACGGCCUCAUCCGGCAGUACGAGAUCUCCUACAAAGCCCUUAGCUCCUUCGACACAGAGUUUGACCUGUCCAAUCAGAGUGGCAAGGUGUUCAAACUGGCCAAUGAGACGAGCCACAUGUUUGCUGGUCUAUCUCCAGGCUCCACAUAUUCCUUCACAAUAAGAGCCUCCACCGUGAAGGGCUUCGGUCCUCCGGUCAUCACACAGUUCACCACCAAGAUCUCAGCCCCUCUGAUGCCAGCGUACGAUCAGGAGUCUCCUCUGAACCAGACCGACUCCACCGUCACCGUCCUGCUGAAGCCGGCUCAGAGCCGAGGAGCUCCCGUCAGUAAGUACCAGGUGGUGGUGGAGGAGGAGCGCCCCCGCAGGCAGAGGAGAGGUACUGCAGAGAUCCUGCGCUGCUAUCCGGUCCCCAUCCACUUCCAGAACGCAACGCUGCUCAACUCACAGUACUACUUCAGCGCCGAGCUGCCGAUGAGCAAGCUGAGGGUGCCCAUGCCCUUCUGUGUCGGUGACAACAGGACCUACAGUGGUUACUGGAACGCUCCUCUGCUGCCUCAUAAGAGUUAUGGGAUCUACUACCAGGCUGUCAGCACUGCUAACGGGGAGACAAAGAUCGACUGUGUUCGAGUCGCCACCAAAGCUGCUAUAAUCGUCACCCAGCUCACUACGCCAUACAUUCGCAUAGCUCCAGCAGCUGGAGACAAGCAGCUAACAGGAGCAGUCACCAGGAAACCAGAACCGGAGCAGGAGAAGCAGUCGGAUCACACAGUGAAGAUCGCUGGGUCCAUCGCUGGAGUCCUGCUCUUCAUCAUCAUCUUCCUUGGAGUCAUCCUGCUGAUGAAGAAACGACGAAGAAAUUAUCACUCCUACACUUAUUAUCUGAAACUGGCCAAGAAGAGGAAGGAAACUCUGAGCUCCAGACAGGAAAUGACUCUGAUGGUCAACAACUCCCAACACACCACCAUGGUGGACACACACACCGUGAACGGACGCACUGUGUCAUCUCCGUCGUCCUUCACCCUGAAGACCAACACCAUCAGCACCACCGUCCCCAACUCCUACUACCCAGAUCCCUUCGUUCCGACGGCCAUUCUGGUGCCCAUUAAUGAUGACAGCCACACCAUGACCAGUGAAACCAGUAGCCUGGUCCAGUCCCACUACAAGCAGCGGGAGUCUGAGCGGGAGGCGCUGCCCUACCAGACAGGGCAGCUGCACCCGGCCAUCCGGGUGGCCGACCUGCUGCAGCACAUCACCCAGAUGAAGUGUGCCGAAGGCUACGGCUUCAAGGAGGAGUACGAGAGCUUCUUUGAGGGACAGUCGGCUCCGUGGGAUUCGGCCAAAAAGGACGAGAACCGCAUGAAGAACCGCUACGGCAACAUCAUCGCCUACGAUCACUCUCGUGUGCGUCUGCAGCCUCAGGACGGAGACAGCGACUCCGACUACAUCAACGCCAACUACGUGGAUGGCUACCACCGACCGAACCACUACAUCGCCACGCAGGGGCCCAUGCAGGAGACAGUGUAUGAUUUCUGGCGAAUGGUUUGGCAGGAAAACACCGCUGCCAUCGUCAUGGUAACCAACCUGGUGGAGGUGGGGCGGGUGAAGUGUUGUAAGUACUGGCCGGACGACACUGAGAUUUACGGCGACAUGAAGGUGACACUGAUCGAAACUCAGCUGCUGUCAGAAUACGUGAUCCGGACUUUCGCCAUGGAGAAGAGGGGCGUGGCAGAGAUCAGGGAGAUCCGGCAGUUUCAUUUCACCGGUUGGCCCGAUCAUGGCGUGCCGCUUCAUGCCACCGGCCUGCUGGGAUUCAUCCGCCGCGUGAAGGCCAAGACUCCGCCCACCGCUGGCCCCACCGUCGUCCACUGCAGUGCGGGGGCGGGGCGGACAGGUUGUUUCAUCGUCAUCGACAUCAUGCUGGACAUGGCAGAGAGAGAAGGUGUGGUCGACAUCUACAACUGUGUGAGAGAGCUGAGAGCACGAAGGGUGAACAUGGUGCAGACAGAGGAGCAAUAUGUCUUCAUCCAUGACGCAAUCUUGGAGGCGUGUCUCUGUGGCGACACAGCGAUUCCAGCCAAUCAGCUGCGGUCAGUUUAUUAUGAGAUGAACCGAUUGGACCCUCAGACCAACUCCAGUCAGAUCAAAGAGGAGUUCAGGACGUUGAACAUGGUGACGCCCACUCUGCGGGUGGAGGACUGCAGCAUCGCUCUGUUGCCUAGAAACCACGAGAAGAACCGCUGCAUGGACGUUCUGCCUCCGGACCGCUGCCUGCCGUUCCUCAUCACCAUCGACGGAGAGAGCGCCAACUACAUCAACGCUGCGCUCAUGGAUAGCUACAAGCAGCCGUCAGCGUUCAUCGUUACCCAGCAUCCUUUGCCAAACACGGUCAAAGACUUCUGGCGUCUGGUCCUUGAUUACCACUGUACCUCCAUCAUCAUGCUGAAUGAUGUGGACCCUGCACAGCUGUGUCCUCAGUACUGGCCAGAGAAUGGCCUCCAUCGCCUCGGGUCGCUGCAAGUCGAGUUUGUCUCUGCAGAUCUGGAGGAGGACGUCAUCAGCCGCAUCUUCAGGAUCUACAAUACAGCCAGGCCCCAGGACGGGUACCGCAUGGUGCAGCAGUUCCAGUUCCUGGGCUGGCCAAUGUACCGCGACACGCCCGUCUCCAAGCGCUCCUUCCUCAAACUGGUCCACCAGGUGGAUAAAUGGCAGGACGAGUACGACGGCGGCGAGGGACGCACAGUGGUGCACUGCCUUAACGGUGGGGGUCGUAGUGGUGUGUUCUGCAGCAUCAGUAUAGUGUGUGAGAUGUUGAGGCAGCAGCGCCAGGUGGACGUCUUUCACUCCGUAAAAACUCUGAGGAACAACAAACCAAACAUGGUGGACCUGCUGGAUCAAUAUAAGUUCUGCUAUGAGGUCGCUCUGGAGUAUCUGAACUCUACUUAGAUUCACCUUCAUCACCUCCUGCAGCCUGAGGAGGUGGAGGAGGAUGAAGAGGAGGAGGAUGAAGAGGAGGAGGAGGAGGAGGAAGAUGUUUGCACUGCCCUGACGGACUCACCUCAUGUUGUUAUUUUGUCGUGUUGUUUUUUAUGUUUAUUGUCGUACUGAAACUGAAGCAACCAAAACUCUGAGUCAAUUGGUGAUCAAUCACUGAUCAAUUGUCCUGAUCAGACCUGAGUUCUGUCUCCAGGUGUUCGUUCUGUACCUGUCAGAUUAAGCCCCGCCCCUUCCUCAUAAACAGGAGUUCUGCAGCGUCCUGAUGAUCUGAGGAGAUCAUCUGAUCUGACGGGUUCUAGAGGAUCAGUUAGUUUAUUAUCAUCAAUAGCCAGUUCAACUUGUGACUUAUUGAUCACUUCUGUAACCAGAGAGGCUGAUUUUGAUUGGUCAUGAUGUCACUGUGACAUCAGAGUUCAGGAUCAGGUUUAAUCAGUCGCUGACAUCAUUAAUCGAUUGACUGAUUCAUAGCUGAAGGCUUCACUCAGCUGCCAACCAUUUUCAUGUUUUUAUGAUUUCAGCAAGAAGAAAAAUGCCAAAACUUUCCAAACCUGUUGAGCCGGUUCCGUUUUUACCAUUCUGAAGGUUCUGGACCAUCCGCUGGUGUUUAACCGGGUCAGAACAUUUUAACGUUCUGAAGGUUCUGGACCAUCCAUUGGUGUUUAAAUGGGUCAGAACCGUUCAGGACCGAAGCGUCAACAGAACCGCCAUGAAGUCUAGUUGGUAGAGAACAUCUGAGACACUUCGAGAAACUGAAAGAACUGAUAGAACCAAACAACGGAAAAAUCAAGAGUAGCAGUUUAAAACCCGCUUAAUCAACUCAAGGGCGACUUACUGCUGUCUGUUCCAGAGCUUUCUGCUGGAAGCUUGGAUGUUUCCAUGGCAACGGCGCCUAGAGAUUCUGCCGAUGAGGACAAUGAAAUUCGAUCAAAAGCACAAGAAAAGAUUUUAGAGUUGAGACUGUUUUGGUUUCACAUGUUUCAUAAAAAUGUUUAAACUUUCUAAAGAGUCUUCAUCCUUCUGUCUUCUGGGCUUGUGGAGAUGGAUCCAACCCGGUCCCUGUCGGGUCCAUUUGUUCUGUCAGCAGCUGGAUGAAGCUGAUUGGCUGUCAGCUGUUAAUAAUGUACAUAGAGCAGGAGGAAGCAGGAAGAAGAAUAUUUAUUCAUUCAGUUGUUCUUGGUGUCAUCGUUGUCGUUCUUGUGAAGCACACACAGAGAGACAAUCAUGGUGGACAAUUCUACUGUUCCACCAACAGAACCACAGUUAGACCAUGUAUUGAUGUAACCCUGCUGACAUAUGGCUCUGGUCUGAUUUAACCCCGGUUACAGUCUGAGUUGAUGCAACCUUUGUAAUAUGCAGCUCUGGGUUGAUAAACCUCUCAGACCUAUGGCUCCUGGUUGGCAUAACCCUGCUGUUCUAUGGAUCUAUGGAUGUUCUGUGGAUCUAUGGAUGUUCUAUGGAUCUAUGGAUGUUCUAUGGGUUUAUGGAUCUAUGGAUGUUCUAUGGAUCUAUGGAGGUUCUAUCGAUCUAUGGAUGUUCUAUGGAUCUAUGGAUCUAUGGAUGUUGUAUGGAUCUAUGGAUCUAUGGAUGUUCUAUGGAUCUAUGGAUGUUCUGUGGAUGUUCUAUGGCUAGCUGUGGUGUUGACUGAACCCUGUUGGUGCAUGGCUGUGGUGCUGAUGAGAACAUUAUUGUAAUGAAAGCUUUUAUUUAUGUUGUAUGAUUCCAGAAUACUACAAAUAAAAAUGUCUAUACACUGCA